UGGCGACGCCGGGUCGGAGCGGGAGUGAGAGAAGAUUAUAACCCACCCCACCUCUCAUCGUAACUUUCAGUCUUACCCUCCUUCUUCUCUUCACGAGUACUUCGUCCUCCAUUCUCUUCUUCCUAUUUGUGGUAGCCAGGUGUGCAAGCUUAAUACCCUGUCCUGGGGACCGCCUAGCUCCGAAAUCCAUUUUCUUAUUAUUAUUCGUCUUUCCCAUCCAACCUCGUCACCUCGACCAGCGCUACGCUGUCAACCGCCCUCGGAUAUUCUUAGUCACUUGUCCUGUGUCAUCUCUCUUGCCAACAACUCUAGACACCAUUUGCGAUGCCAGUCCAACUACUACCGGCUUCUGCCGCGGCCUUUGCGCCGAGAGCAUCAUCAGUCAACGUCGUCCUGGGCUCAAAGGUUGAACCGUGGUUAACACAAACAUUGAAGCGUGUCAACAAGGUGAAGCGCCCACUCAACAGUGUACCGCAGCACCAAAAAUGCCUGACCGAGACCCUAUCCUCGCCAAAUGCUCUCUGGACCCUGACGUCAAUCAUGCUACCAAAGGCACCUGAGUCCGAGUUGCGCACAGACUCCAAUCCACUGGUAGAGGCACUAUUCAACUAUCAACUGCUCCACAUCGAAGCCUAUAUCGUUCAUGUGGAUAUGGUUCUGCGAAAUGAGGUUGCCUUCAAGCUGACGCCAGAUUCCAUCGAGGCUCUGAUUGAGUACCACAAGGAUGUCCAUUGUGUCGACGCCAAAGCCGGCACAUAUGACUGGUCGGAAAAGGACCAGCAAGCAAAGAAGAUGCAUGAGGAUUUUAUCCAGGCUAUCAACCGCUUCGUCUUCCGAACACACGUCUCUGCUCUCGAGGGACUAGAAGAAGAAGGUACCGGCGAGUUGCUAUGUGGAAAGAGUGAAGAAGUCAAGAACAACAUCAUGAUAUUGAUGAAGCCGCUACUCCCGCCUCCCCCGAGAAUUGUCGAUGUUGUGCGCCAGCCUCCUCUGCUUCCCAGCUCACCGGCAGGAAGUAUCUGGUCACAAAACACGCCAUCGCCCGCCGCUGUCUCCGGCCCUGUUGAUUCCUGGCGGGUACUCCCUUCGAGCCCAAGUGUCACAUCGACAUCUUCCGACUCCACGCCGAUAUGGGCUAACAUGGCGAUGACCGAGGUACAGAUUCCUUCGCCGACCCAGCCAUACAGCCAACCAUUUUCCUCUGCUGGGUACUUCUAUAGCUCGCCAAUGGUAGCUGCCCCUAUUCCUGCGUUGCCGUUACCUAGUAUGUUGACAUCACAAUGUGGUAUUGGCGCUGGUUUCGGUGGCUUUGGUUGGGAUCGUUACCACGAGUAUGCCACGACCAUGUGACAACAACCGUCAGAACGGGAUCACAGUCCCCGAUAAUCACAUCUCCUGAGGACCAAUGAGUUACAGCUCACGGUCUCA
This is a messenger RNA of Truncatella angustata, 1428 nucleotides long. RefSeq lists its product as uncharacterized. The transcript has a single exon. The record is from RefSeq and is a predicted model, not a curated record. The coding region runs from base 325 to 1350 and encodes 341 amino acids. Lineage: Eukaryota; Fungi; Ascomycota; Sordariomycetes; Amphisphaeriales; Sporocadaceae.